Messenger RNA from Rhagoletis pomonella (apple maggot), 6249 nucleotides. Its product is annotated as diacylglycerol kinase eta-like. The transcript is spliced from 11 exons. Bases 52 to 5418 code for a protein of 1788 amino acids. Gene Ontology annotation, molecular function: protein binding; ATP-dependent diacylglycerol kinase activity. NCBI's taxonomy places the organism in Eukaryota, Metazoa, Arthropoda, Insecta, Diptera, Tephritidae. The record is from RefSeq and is a predicted model, not a curated record. Gene Ontology annotation, biological process: diacylglycerol metabolic process; lipid phosphorylation; intracellular signal transduction.
GUAAUUACCGCAACACGUUCACUAGUGCUUUGUGCCGAGUCCCGCCGCGAAAUGGAAGACUGGGUUACCUCGCUCAAAUCCGCCUCGAUACCGGCACGUGCGCGCGGCGAUAGUUUCUACAUAGAACAACACGAUUUGUUCUUCAACCACCACCACUGGUAUGCAACAUCUCACGCGCGACCCACCUACUGUAAUGUUUGCCGCGAUGCUCUGUCCGGCGUUACCUCGCAUGGCCUCUCGUGCGAGGUAUGCAAAUGUAAAGUACAUAAGCGGUGUGCCGCCAAAGCGAUUGCCAAUUGCAAGUGGACUACAUUGGCCACCGUUGGCAAGGAUAUCAUUGAGGAUCGUGAUGGCAGCAUCAUAAUGCCACAUCAAUGGAUGGAGGGUAAUUUGCCGGUGUCAUCGACUUGUGCCGUUUGCAAGAAAACGUGCGGCUCUGUGCUGCGUCUACAGGAUUGGCGUUGUUUGUGGUGUCGCGAUACGGUACACGUUGCUUGUCGUCCACAACAUCCUGUCGCAUGCCCACAAGGACCAGCCAAGCUGUCGGUGGUGCCACCCACUUGUGUGCACUCCAUUGGUAAUGAUGACUCUUGGGAUGUGGAAAGCCCGAAGGGAAACUUUUCGCCGCUUUUAGUGUUCGUCAAUUCAAAGUCGGGUGACAAUCAGGGUGUCAAAUUUUUGCGGCGCUUCAAACAGCUCUUAAAUCCAGCGCAAGUAUUCGACCUCAUAUCGACCGGCCCCAGUUUGGGAUUGCGUCUCUUCAGGCAUUUUGAAAUGUUUCGGAUAUUGGUUUGCUCCGGCGAUGGUUCUGUGGGUUGGGUGCUCAGCGAGAUUGAUCGAUUUAAUAUGCAUAAACAAUGCCAAGUAGCAGUUAUGCCCCUGGGUACCGGCAAUGAUCUUGCGCGCGUACUAGGUUGGGGCUCAUCCUGCGAUGAUGAUGCACAUCUGCCACAAAUACUCGAACGUUACGAAUCGGCUAGCACUAAAAUGCUUGACCGCUGGAGCAUAAUGGUCUUCGAGAAAGCCAUCGCUGUACAACCAAAGACCCCGAAGAUGUCAUUGUCGAGUGCACAAGAAGCGCUGCUCACUGGUAUGGUUACAGCGGCUAAUUUGAAUUUGCGCUCCAUUGUCGAGACCGAUGAUACUCAAACGCUCGUAGCUGCCACGAAAACACUCUGCGAGACACUCGACGAACUAAUGGUGCAGAUCUGUGAGAGUCGCAAGGACGAUGAACAAUUAACGAUUAAAUGUGACAUAUUGCGUGAGAAGUUGAGUAUGCUGCUGGAUGCUUUGCGCGAAGAAGAGACCGGUGUGCAUGCCGGUGAUGAUCUGCUAACGACAAUCAGUAAUAUAAUAGCAAAAAGUGCGCCCACCUCACCAACUGCCUCGCCUACGCCCUCGCCAUCUUCCUCACUGCUUAAUCCAAACAUAUCAAUCGAGAAAAACGAAAAGGAUCAAUUCAAUACAAAUGAGCGUCGGAAUAGCCGUUCGCUGCGCUCGACUGAACGUGAAUCGUUGCAAUGUCGCGCCAAUAGUGUCAAGCGCGCCAUGUACAAUGUUGUCGAACACUCGGAACCAGGCCGACCCAAGCGCUACCAACGUAAACUCUCCAUUACGCCCUACGAGGCUUUGAAAAUACCAUCCAGCGCUUCGGGUGAGUCGACGCCUUGCUCUUCGCCGCUGCCUAUCAUACCGCCAAUCAACAUUAUCUCGCCCACUAUGGAAAGCUCUCGCCUCACAUGCAUAUCCCCACUGCCCGAUACGCGUCGCGACUCAGUCGACGAAAAUUUCUUCAAUUCGAUUAGCUUACCUGUACCGCGUCAAUUUGCAGACAGUCGCCGCAGCUCAGGCGUACCCGAAGUUAUACAAGAGAUAGAGGAAAAUGGCCAGAACGGCCAUACGGAGAUAGUCUAUCGUGUCGGUAGGUUAUCGCUUAGUGGCGGUGCCAAUAUUGAUGACUACGGCAAUCGCUUGCCCAUGGUAGGAGACGGCGGUGAUGUUAGCUCGCCAACUGAACGCAAAAUUGACUUUCUCAGCGUACCAAUACUAACUGGCGAACAGAUUGUAGAUCCACUCUCGGAUUAUCGUCCUAUUGAGGUAUUCGAACGCAACUAUUAUAUGAGUCGUGAAUUAGAUAUGGAAAAGAAACGAAAGCAAAGUGCGAUUUCAGAGGACGAGCACAAAAACGAAUGCGACAAGGAGGAGCAAACAGUGCCGGAAAAGGUUAAGGAGCUGCGUUUCGGUGAUGUGGCUUGUCAACUGCAGGUACCGAACGUAGCCAUAUCCCUUAAAGCCCCAAAUGUAUACUCAAGCGAAAGCAUAACAAUCAUUGACACAGAUGUACCCACUGAGCAGUCAUCAUCAGAAGAAUUGCCAGGCGGUGAGGCGAGUGAUGUCCUAUCGGCCAUUGGUGAUGAGGAAUGCAGUGUAGCCUCAGAGAUAUUCGACAGGCAACCUGAGGUGCAAGAGGCUGAUCAUCCAUUACAACUGGGCGACAUUAUACAGAAUCUCGAUGCGAACUCCUUCACGCAUAUCGAUUCGCCCGAGACGAGCGACGAAACCGAAGCGGUGCCAGGCGAAUCGCUCAUGGAUGAUAUCAGUUCAGUGUUGGGCCACGACAUCACAUGCGCUCUGCAGGACAACACCAUUACCGACGACACAACGAUGCUCUGCUCGGAUGCCCAUCCGGCACCGGUGAAGUCGAUACGCAAACAAUCGCUCAGCAUGGGCGGACAGCGUGGCAUACGACGAAAUUCAUCGCCACCACGUUUUGCGCAAUUGGCGCGCAUGGAUAGCGAUGAGAAUCCGCAGCAGUUCGGUUUUGAGAAUAUCGUUUUUGAAAUAGACAAUCGUUGCGAUGACCAAAAGAUACGUGAGCCGCCACGUUACUGCAGUCUGGCACAAUUUGUGGAGGGCAAUGAUAUAGCGCGUCAGAGCUUCAAGCGUCCUAAAAAGCGCACUUCCCUACGUAAACCCAAAUCCUCCAUACUUAUCUCACAACAACAACUAUCCAUUGAUGCCUCAACUACAACAACGACGACUACAACAACAACAACCGCCACCUACUCGAGUGGCCAACAGUCUGAGGAUGAUGAACUUACCACACAAACAGCAACGGCCAUAAAAAUUGAGAUUUGCGAUAUUGAGACAUUGGCUCAGGCGGAAAGUGAGACGACGUCCGCGACAUUUUUAGAUUCUAGUGAUUCCCCACAACCCCAGGCAACACCCACCAUGACCAACACUCUGAAUACCACCCAACCAACAACAACAACAACACUUGGCUCAGCAUUAAGCUCACCGAAAAAAUCUGGACACGGACAAGAUGUAAAGCGCAUUACUUUUGAUGAGUCGUGUAAGAAAGAAUCCUUUGAUGAUGUAAAUCCAAACUAUCCGCAGAUAAGUGUAGUUGUGCGGCCGCCAACACCGUUGCGGGGAGACGCAAUCAAGCCAGUGAAUGCAGCAUCGGCCGCCAGUCUUUUGUCAGCCCGCAUGCUGCCGAUGGAGUUGAGACGGCAUUCGAGUCAUGCGACGACCAGCUUGACAGUGCGCGAACAUGCGGAAAAGGAUCGUCGACAUUCCAAUUACAAUCCGAACUUGUUGAAUCUAGAUCCAGAGCAUACGAAAUUCUUAAGCUCCUCACCGGCCGCCAGUCGACGCAUAAGCUGUGGCAGUCUGUUCAAGCCCAAUGAAGCGCUACCAAAUCUGCAGACAUUGAGAGGCUCCAAAUCUAGCCUUUUUAUGGGGUCAGCGCUCUUUGGCUUCGAUCAUUUCGGUGCUGGCGGUGUCAGUGGCACAAGUGGUGACAAAGAUCGCGACGACAAGGGCAACAAGGAUAGAGAGAAGUGUGCAGGUGAAGAAGGCGUUAGGAAAAUGCCGAUUAUCAAUCCACUUGUACGACUGCCAAAUUGGCCAACACUUGCGAAUGGCACUGGCUUCAUCUCCAAGUGCCUACUAGCCAAUGCAGAUACACUUUGUGCUGCCGUAAGUCCACUUAUGGACCCCGAUGAAACCUUGCUGGCAGGGUAUCAUGAGAAAUGUGUGAUGAAUAACUACUUCGGCAUUGGCAUUGAUGCUAAAAUCUCACUGGAUUUCCAUAAUAAACGCGAGGAACAUCCAGAAAAGUGCCGUUCGCGGGCCAAGAACUACAUGUGGUAUGGCGUUUUGGGAUCGAAGCAAUUGUUGCAGAAGACCUGUAAGAAUUUGGAACAACGCGUGCAAUUGGAGUGUGAUGGUCAGCGCAUACCGUUGCCAUCCCUGCAGGGCAUUGUAAUCUUGAAUAUACCGAGCUUCAUGGGUGGUACUAAUUUCUGGGGUUCCAGCAAGAAGGAUGACAUCUUCCUCACACCCAGCUUCGACGAUCGCAUACUCGAAGUUGUCGCCGUCUUCGGCUCUGUGCAAAUGGCUGCAUCACGUCUCAUAAAUUUGCAACAUCAUCGCAUCGCCCAGUGUCAGAGUGUGCAAAUAAAUAUUUUGGGCGAUGAAGAAAUACCCAUACAGGUUGAUGGUGAGGCAUGGCUCCAGCCGCCUGGCAUGAUACGCAUUCUACACAAAAAUCGCGUACAAAUGCUAUGUCGCAAUCGCAAUUUGGAGGUGUCGUUGAAAACGUGGCAAGAGAAGCAGCGACAGCAUAGCAUAUCAAUACAACGCGAGCAGUCGUCAACUGCCUCGGAGCAUGCCACCUCCACGGAUGAGGUGCUGUCGGAGCGCGAAUGUUAUGUACUUUUGAAUUUCAUUGAAGCAGUUAGUUCGCUUGUGAAAUGGGUGAAAUUCCUGAUUAUUUCUCAUCCAUCUCUGCAACACGAUCUCUACGCUGUUGCUUGCCGUGCAUCCGAUGCUCUCGAGUCGAUACAUCCACAGGGUAAAUUGCUGGAAGGUCCCACUCUACGCACCAAACUUGUGGAGGUUAUCGAUUCCUCGCGUCAAUUGUAUGAUGAUGCCUGCAAUUUGUUGCGCGAUCGUGGGCACAGUCUGAUAUUGCGUGAGGAUCUUGAGUUGAAAUUGAGUGCGGCCUUAGCGAAUAUGGAAAUGGAGUUGAAGAAGUGCUCAGUACAGAAAUGCAUCGAUGGAAAGUUGCGCGCUUACUUCAACGCUUUGGCGCCAAACGAAGAGGGCGAUGGCCGACGCAAAUCACGUCCCUUCUGGGUGCGUUUACGUUCCGGAUCUACAGUUGGCCAAACACAACUCAAACCGCAGCUGACAAAUACACGCGAAGCCGUUAGCAAUUGGAGCGUUAACGAAGUGGUCACAUGGCUUGAGACGAUGCAGCUAUCCGAAUAUGUGGAUAGUUUCCUAAAGAACGAUAUACGCGGCAAAGAACUACUUACGCUCGGACGUAGAGAUCUCAAAGAUUUGGGUGUUGUAAAAGUGGGACAUGUUAAGCGUAUAUUGCAAGCAAUCAAAGACAUGAGCGAGAAUUAAAGAGAUGGACAGAGAGAGAGAGAGAGAGAGCAGGCAUGGGAGAUGAGUAAAGGUUGGCCAAGCAAUCAAAAAUAUAAGCGUGAAUUUAAAAUAAUACGAAAAUUAAAUAAAUAUGUAGAAUGAAAAGCCUGAACAAAAUAGCCUAGAUGGGAUUACUGCAGUGCUGAACGAAUAACCCCUUGCAUGGAGCGAACUAACGUUCUUAACGAUUUUGAGGCAGCUUUCAACAUUUAAGUUGAAAAAUUAAUUUAAAAUGCUUAAGUAUAAGUGAUUAAAGUUAAGAGGAAAACGAUUGAAGUAUUAAAUUAAAACAAGCAAACUAUGCAUAAAACAAUCAUAUUUUUAGUAAAGAUAAGUUUAAAGAUUCUGUGAAGUACACUAAAGUGCGAAACAACAAAGAAUCAGAAUGUUAAGUAAAUUUUUCUGAUGUGCUUAAACGAGCUCCAUACGAUAUAUGCCUGCUAAGCACACACUUACACACAAAACCUACACACUAAUUUAACGAAAUGAGUUUUUUAGCCCUUCUUGCACUCAAAACCAACCAACAAACCAACAAAAAUCAUAGCUUAAGUGAUGAAUAAACGCGUAUUAUUUAAUGAAUUCUUAUUCAACAAAUUAAAUUAGUAUUACCGAGAUGCUAUUCGUUGAAAAUAAGUCACUAAUUUAAAUCUUGUAAUUUCGAGAAAAAUAAUAAAUUGUAUUGUUUUUCACCUAAACUCUUACAAUUUCGAGAAAAAGAGAAUUAAAACCCCCUUAUAUUGACCAUAACGCAAGUAUUAUAUAAAAAAAAAACGAAUUUAAAUGUAGUUAAAACGUGUAUUUUUUUUUUAG